This is a messenger RNA of Parnassius apollo (apollo), 315 nucleotides long. Lineage: Eukaryota; Metazoa; Arthropoda; Insecta; Lepidoptera; Papilionidae. The record is from the annotation of a GenBank genome assembly.
AUGGCGCGCAAAAUUGUAGCAAUUGAAGAUAUAGAGGAGUAUUUACAUAUGGAAGAUAGUAGCUGCCUAGAGUUGGAAGAUAUUGAAGAAUUUAGCGAACAUGACACGGAUUCUGAACAAAAUGGCGAGGAUUUUGAAUUACCAGCUGAUAACGCAAUCAUUGAUCAAACAUCAUCAGCCGAAACCAUACCUAGAAAACAUCCCGAUGAGUACAUUUUGUGUAGUGGCUACUAUUUGGUAAAGGAUGGUGCAACUAAAUGGAAGGUCUCUGCGGUCUCACAACAUUGUUCUGGAAACACCUGGGCCAAAGGGUGA